AUGGUGGACGAAGAGACGCUGGUGCAAAUAUUUACUGCCACGCUCUCUGCGGACAAAGCGACGCGUAAGGAAGCGGAGACGGCACUGGCGAAUCUCUCCAACGACCCCAAUAUUAUCCCGCAACUUAUUCGGUUUGCCUGCAACGACUUACGACAGGCCGGUGCGGCAGCACAAGUCGCGCAGCACGCAGCUUCUAUUCGUGUACGCAACGUGGUAGGUCGCAGUGACUGGAACCGCCAAUCAUACUUCACGGAGAAUGUAAAGGCUAACGUACGUGAUUGUAUAGUGCCGCUGCAGUGCUCAUCGCAUGUUCCACCCGCGGUUCGUCGACAGCUCUUGGAUACCACACAAGAACUUAUCACAUAUGACUAUCCGGCGUCUUGGCCAACACUUAUGCCCCAGUUAACAUCUAUCCUCGAUGAAUGCGUGAAUGUACUUAACAGCGAUGUGGGCGCUGUUGCGACACCACCUUAUGAAACAGCAGCCGCCAGGCUUAGGGCGGCACUAGGCGUUUUGCUUGCUUGCUGCAGGUAUUACAAUAAUCCAAUAAAUGUCGACGCAGAGGCGGUGGACGAUUUCGUUGACCGCAUUGGUCCUUCGCUGGUGUCUCUGGCGGAGCUGUUGGGCUCUGCGUGGGGACAGGAGUUGCUUCAACAUUCGCAUGCGGUGUGUCAGACGGGAGUGCCACUUACGUUUGAAAUAUCGCCGUUGCAUACGGUGCUAACCGACUGCCUGCGUAUUGUGCUUAAGUGUUUCCACGAGCUCACGGCCUCGCGGUGGCCUCGUUUUCUUUGUGAAAGACCUGAGAUGGAACAUUUCUGCCGGGUUUGUGUGGUGCAAUUGUCGGAAGCAGCAUACUCAACACUGCUACCACUCUACCGUCAUCGUAUCAGUAGCUGUGAAGACGAUGAGAACGGCGAGGUAGAUCUCGCCACUACGGACGAAUCGGCUGUAUGGAAGUUACUCAAGUGGGUGACCCGACUUUCUUAUCAGUUGGUUCAAGAACUCAUGUUUCCUAAGAAGUGCGAAUCGCGCGCUAGGGGCUCUGCAAAGUACUUCUGUGAAAACAUCCUGCUGCCGCUUGUUCAACAAGCACUUGAAUUUAUUCGGUGGCAUGCCUCUCCGCGCAUCGUCACUUCUAAGGCGUACAUUUUGGCACUUGAGAUAAUUACAUUGGCUGUCGAGCACAGUGCAGUGUACCGUCAAAUAUUGUUUCCGAACGCAGGAGAGUUGCUCACACAGCUGCUGUUUCCUCGGCUUGCAUUUUCCUCUGUAGAUGCUGAGCUUUGGUCAACGAACCCCGUGGAGUACGUUCGGCGGCAGACUGACCCUCAAGAAGAUAUGUACAGUGCACGAGUCGUGUCUGGUAGUCUCAUUUUGGCUCUCACUACACCCUCGCGACCGUUCCACGACGCAUUGGCUCUUACAAACUUUAUGCACUUUGUUCUUGAGAAGUUGUCGACCCACUCGGCCGCGGCCGCUUGUGGAGCUGUGGAGGAAUCUCGCGUGGUGGACGCAUGCUUUUUUGCUGUUUACCAGUUCGGUGGUAUGCUGGAUGUUGCCGGAUUUCCCAAUGAGAGGGUGGAGUGGCUCAUUACCGAAUACAUCAUACCCGCAGCGGCAUACCCCGCUGGUAUUCUCCGGGCACGAUGUGCGCUUGUACUUAGUGUGCUGGCCCCCAAGAUUAAAUGGAGUAGCUCUCAGGCGUACCAGCGAGUUGUUCAUGUGGUACUUCGACUGUUGCAGGACGCCGAGCCGCCAGUGCGCAUCCAAGCUUGCUCAAGUUUUGCACCACUUAUAUGCCACCCAUUUGCACAUGAAGUGAUAACACCCGUUAUCGGCGAGGUUAUUCAAAACUACUUCAGCGCUAUGCGGAUGAUGGACAAUGAGGGUGUGGUACGCACACUUCGGAAAACGAUUCGGCACUACCGCAGAACACUGUCGCAAUGGGCUCUGCAGCUUACGGACGUACUCGCUCAACACUUUGAGCAAAUGUUGGGACGUGCCCUUUCAGAAGGACAUACGGACUCUGUUUUGGAAUCACUUGAUGCUUGCAAUAGUGAAAAAUCGUCCAAAACGCUCGGUGGUGCUGGUGAGAGCACUGUUUCUGAUUCUAUUAUGGCCGCCGACGAGGUGCUCGAUACCCUCGUGACGCUCGUUCGAUCGCUCCCGCAACCAAAUGUUUCCACGCCUGGCUCCCAGCCUGUUGAUGACUUACUUUUGCAAAUACAGGAGCGUACAGCUCCGAUGCUCUUUGCUGUGUUAGCGCAAGAAGGUGGUAGUUGUUUUGGUUUCAUGGAUGCAACGCUAAUGCUUCUCACCACCGUGCUAUCUAAAAGCACUGCUGUUUCCACUGGCACUUGGAAACUUUUGUUGUGCUUGUAUCAAUUAGUAUCACAAGGAUCCGUGGAUUACUUUAGCCAGAUGCUGCCUCCACUUGACAACUUUGUUUGUGUUGCCCCACGGGAAUUCUUGUGUUUUCCCAUGAAAGAACUUUGCGAGGUGCCGACAUUCGCAGCAGGUGUCGCCGAUUCUACUCCUGCGCAACUCGUCAGUAUAAUGUGCGACACUGUGCUUAACAACGAAAGCGAUUUGCGUCUGAGUGAGCUUGCUGCUGUGCCCAAGAUGUACGAUUCCAUGCUGCAAAAUCUUUGGUCACUCAAACAGAAGAACCCAGAGGAAGGUGAAAGUCGGGUUGCUGCAGCAAGAGGACUUGUUGAGUAUGUGAUACAGACGGCGCUUCGAGUCUUGAACGAUCCACAGUGCAGGCAAAUGCAUCGACGCACCUUCACAAUACUUUUCGUGAACAGCGUCUUCUCUGCGAUUCUCGCCGAUCCGGAUCUUGCCAUUAGAUCCCUCUCUUCUGCCGGUGCCUUGGUACCACUGUUUGCGAACUACAUAGAGUUGGUACAGGGAAAGGAAUUGCAAGCGAUGCUGCGGUCUUACGAUCGUCGUCUCUUCAUUAUGACGGUUGCUUCCGUCACACAAAUAAUGUGCGCCAAAGACCAACAGAUGUCUGAUUGUGUGGCCGAGGUACUUUGCGGUGUCCUCCAGAGCAGUGUGCUGACGGACUUUAGCCAUGCUGAACUCGUGAUGGCUGAGGAGGAAGCGAAGAAACCUGAGCUUGGUGAUGAUGGCGAAGAUGAGUGGAGUAAUGAUGGCCUCGAUGACGAUCUGGUGGACAACGCUGAGGAUGAGGAUGAGGAUGAUGAUGAUGAGUGGGACGACGAUGGUGAGGAUAGUGAUGACGAUUUGGAUGCUAAUGGCAUGGCAGACGAGGGCCACCUGCAGGCGCUUCUCAUGGAAGCCGCUGCCGCCCGCAAGGAUGGUAAAGGUGGCGCGGGGUGCGAUGAAGAGGAGGAAAACUUGCUCGACGAAGCUGAUUUUGUGAGCCCCAUUGACAGUUGCAAUGCUUGGUCGCUUUUGUUAAGUGCCGUUAAUCUGUGUUCCCUCUCGGCAGCAAGCGCACCACCCGCGCAGUUCAUUCAAGUAGCGAAAGGUGCAGCGGCACAGCAACAACUCUCCGCUGUUCAGCAAGUGAGUGAUAUGAUGGGACAGCUUAUGGUGCUCCGGGAGCAACGUAAGGGUGCAGCACGUAGCUCGUGA
Molecule: messenger RNA, 3606 nt
Organism: Trypanosoma brucei brucei TREU927
Lineage: Eukaryota; Euglenozoa; Kinetoplastea; Trypanosomatida; Trypanosomatidae
Exons: 1
Coding region: 1-3606 (1201 amino acids)
Biological process (GO): protein import into nucleus
Cellular component (GO): nuclear envelope; cytosol
Source: RefSeq, a predicted model, not a curated record